This is a messenger RNA of Capsicum annuum, 882 nucleotides long. RefSeq lists its product as uncharacterized. The transcript has 2 exons. The coding region runs from base 1 to 882 and encodes 293 amino acids. NCBI's taxonomy places the organism in Eukaryota, Viridiplantae, Streptophyta, Magnoliopsida, Solanales, Solanaceae. The record is from RefSeq and is a predicted model, not a curated record.
AUGAUUGCAUGCGUGGUGAUAAAUGGAAUAAUAGUGAAGAUUAUAAAUAAGAGGAGUGUGGAGGAGGCAUCGAUGAAAAUGUCAUCCAAUUACACAACGGUGAAGAGUUGUAAGAAAUACUUGAGGGUGAGGUGCGUAGAUCCUACUUACUGGUUGAUGGUACACGCAUGUGCUAUCAGAGAAUAUGGUUGGUUUAAUAUCCAUAAGUAUGUAGGAGAGCAUACUUGUGGCAUUGACCAUGUCAUGGCAAAGCACAAGAAUGUCACUGUGGAGUUCAUUGCCUCACUUAUGUUGAACUUUCUCUUCGACAACAAAGGUCCAAUCCUAAAAGAGAUCAAGAGGAUCGUAUUUAGGGAGCUACAUUACAAGCCGAGCUAUUGGAAGUGUUGGUUAGCAGGCGUCAUUGCGAAGAACAUAGUUCGAGGUAUGCCCGAGCACAAAUAUGCAGUGAUUCUCGCAUUUUCAUAUAUUUUCAAUUGCCUCAAUCCUGGGUCUAUUAAUUUUCUCAUGGUCGAUGAGGAGUCGGGUAGGUUUAUUUACUACUUUAUGGUGUUUGGGGAUUCCAUCCGUGGAUAUGCACACAUGAUAAAGGUCGUUACCAUUGAUGGCACGCAUUUGUCCAGCAAGUACGAGGGCAUGCUGCUGUCCACUGUCGCUCAAGAUAUGCAAAAUCAUAUCUAUCCCUUACUGUAUUGCGUAGUGAAUAAGGAGAACAAUGCGUCGUGUGACUUUUUCUUUAAAAAGCUUAAGGCAUUUGUUGUCGACAAACCAGAGUUGUGCGUUAUCUCCAAAAGACACGUAUGCAUAGAUAAUGGCCUAGAAAGGCAUUAUCUGUUUGUUCAUCACGGUGUUUGUAUGAGGCAUCUCGGUGAAAAUCUCUGA